CUUCAAAGUUUGAAAAACCCUAAAUUAUUAUUAAUAAUAAAUUUUGGGGAAAAAGGGACGAAAUAUAAUGGCACCACUUAUCUGUUAAUUGCGUAAUUACUCUCUCUCUUUCUCUUUAUCUUUCUCUCUCUAAACCUGAAAUUGCAUACGAAUUCGUAAACCUUUUCGCACACAGACCUAAAUCGCGUAUUGUGCUUCGCAAUUGAAAUGCAGACGAGAACGGUACAAGUAGGACAUCUUUCAGAUCUAGCAACCGAGAGAGAAAUUCACGAGUUUUUCUCCUUUUCUGGUGAUAUCGAGCAAGUUGAAAUCUGUCGUGAUUCGGAACAACAUAAGACUGCAUUUGUCAUGUUUAAAGAUCCAAAAGCUCUUGAAAUUGCGUUAUUGUUAUCGGGAGCAACCAUCGUGGAUCAGAUUGUUAGCAUCACUCCUGCAGAAAAUUAUGUACCGAAACCUGAGUUGCAGGAAGUUCGUGAAGUAGAUAAUGCUGUAAGAAUGUCCCCAGAAAACUCUUCACCAUCUGCUGCAGAGUCCAACAGUAGUUCUCCUCGUAGUGGAAACGUGUACAUUAGUAAAGCACAAGACGUCGUUUCAAGUGUUCUGGCAAAAGGUUCAGCAAUUAGGCAAGAUGCCGUGAACAAAGCUAAAGCAUUUGAUGAGAAGCAUCAAUUGAGAGCCAAUGCGUCUGCUAGAGUUAAUUCUUUUGAGAAAAGAGUAAGACUUUCAGAGAAAUUUAACGUCAGCGUCGCAGUUGUAAAUGAAAAAGUGAAAUCCGUCGAUCAAAAGCUUCAAGUUUCAGACAAAACAAUGGCUGCAUUAAUGGCAGCCGAGAGGAAACUUAAUGACACAGGAUCGGCUGUCAAAUCAAGCAGGUAUGUAACUGCUGGAGCAGCUUGGUUAAACGGAGCGUUUGGUAAAGUGGCGAAGGCUGGGCAAGUUGCAGGAACAAAAACCCGACAAAAAUGGAAUUUGGCAGUCUCAAAUUUAACUGCUAAGGAUUCACCAAUUGCUGCAUAAGCAGAGUUUAUAGAUGGCUGCAUUCUUCAUACAAUUAGAUAUUUCCCGAUUUGGAAGCUUGGUGUGUGAAAUUGGACAUAUCUCGUGUUUUUUAGGUGUGUUUAUGGGCAGUUUUGUGAUUCAUUUAUUAGUUAACUGUUGCUGUGUAAACCAGAGGGUAUUGUACCUGUAAUUUUCAAGCGUGCAACUGCAAAGACGUAAGUAAUGAUGUGAAUUCCUUCUUAAAAUCCUGUUAAUGCA
This is a messenger RNA of Helianthus annuus (common sunflower), 1257 nucleotides long. RefSeq names its product binding partner of ACD11 1. The coding region runs from base 208 to 1017 and encodes 269 amino acids. The transcript has 8 exons. The record is from RefSeq and is a predicted model, not a curated record. Gene Ontology annotation, molecular function: RNA binding. NCBI's taxonomy places the organism in Eukaryota, Viridiplantae, Streptophyta, Magnoliopsida, Asterales, Asteraceae.